Molecule: messenger RNA, 840 nt
Organism: Tarenaya hassleriana
Lineage: Eukaryota; Viridiplantae; Streptophyta; Magnoliopsida; Brassicales; Cleomaceae
Product: peroxiredoxin-2F, mitochondrial-like
Exons: 5
Coding region: 3-680 (225 amino acids)
Biological process (GO): hydrogen peroxide catabolic process; cell redox homeostasis; cellular response to oxidative stress
Cellular component (GO): cytoplasm; mitochondrion
Molecular function (GO): thioredoxin peroxidase activity
Source: RefSeq, a predicted model, not a curated record
UUAUGAAGAGUUUAUGGAAAGUGCCACAGUUCCGAGCCCUUGGCCAUUUCUCCGGUAGAAGGGGAUCAGCCAUGGCGUCGUCUGUUAUUCUGAAGCUAAGGAGCGCAUCGGCCCUGAAAUCGGCCGUGAACGGUUUCCGAAUCGGAGUUUCGUCGAGGGGUUUCGUGAAGAUUGCGGCGGGGAUUGAUAUAACCUCGGCCACGCCCGAUGUUUCCCUUCAAAAGGCUCGGAGCUGGGACGAAGGCGUCUCCUCCAAGUUCUCCAUCUCUUCCCUGUCGGAUAUUUUCAAGGGGAAGAAAGUCGUCAUCUUUGGACUUCCUGGAGCUUAUACUGGAGUGUGUUCGCAGCAGCAUGUGCCUAGCUACAAGAACAGCAUUGACAAAUUCAAGGCCAAAGGGAUAGAUUCUGUUAUCUGUGUCGCUGUUAAUGAUCCCUAUGCUUUACAUGGAUGGGCGGAGAAGCUUCAGGCCAAAGAUUCGAUCGAGUUUUACGGAGAUUUCGAUGGGAAGUUCCAUAAAAGCUUGGGGCUAGACAAGGAUCUCUCUGCUGCUCUGCUGGGGCCGCGGUCUGAAAGAUGGUCAGCUUAUGUAGAAGACGGUAGAGUUAAGGUACUGAACGUGGAAGAAGCUCCGUCGGAUUUCAAGGUGUCUGGAGCAGAAGUCAUUUUAGGACAGAUAUGAACAAGUGUUCCCGGAAUCUUGGAUCUGUAGCUGACAUUGCUCUUUCCUUAAACCUGUAAUAAAACUCCCUUUUUUUUUUGAACUGCCUUGCAAGUGAAUAACUUGAUCCCUUUAUAAUUUACAUACAAGGGUCAGAGCAAAUGCUUUUGUUAAAGCAGUU